Amphimedon queenslandica is the source of this 651-nucleotide messenger RNA. Its product is annotated as multidrug resistance-associated protein 1-like. The record is from RefSeq and is a predicted model, not a curated record. Gene Ontology annotation, cellular component: membrane. Gene Ontology annotation, molecular function: ATPase-coupled transmembrane transporter activity; ATP binding. Lineage: Eukaryota; Metazoa; Porifera; Demospongiae; Haplosclerida; Niphatidae. Gene Ontology annotation, biological process: transmembrane transport. The annotation marks the transcript as partial. The transcript has 5 exons.
CAUGGAUUUAUUGAGAAGUUUUACUUUUUUACAUUUUCCCUGGAGUAUUUUGUUUAUUUGCUUCUACUGAUGCUCUCAUUCAUACCAGAACCUAAAUCAAGCGAUGACUACCUUAAACACAAGCCUUCACCUGAAGAAUCGGCAUCAUUCUUCUCCUCUGUGACAUGGUGGUGGCUCAAAUCACUAAUGUGGAAGGGAUCACGUAGAGUGCUAUCUCAUGAUGAUCUUUAUGAUAUUAACUAUGAGGAUAAAUCUGAAGUGACUUCUAUCAGGUUUCAAAAGGAAUGGGAUAAAGAAGUGAAGAGAUCAGGGUUAGUAUUUGUUCAAGGACAAUCAAAUAAACAAUCACAGAAAAGAAGAGAACCAUCUCUAGUACUUGCAUUAUUCAGAGCUUAUGGAUUAGACAUUAUUACUGGUGGAUUCUACAAACUAUGCUAUGACAUACUCAUCUUUGUCAAUCCUUUAAUACUUAGAUUGAUGAUAGCGUAUAUUCAUGACAAGAAGGAGCAGGCUUGGAACGGAUACUUCUAUGCAGUGACAAUGUUUUUUGUUGCACUGCUACUCUCACUCGUUUAUCAGCAGUACUUUAACUCUACCUCAACCACAGGAAUGAGAAUAAGGACAAGUCUGAUAUGUGCAAUUUAUAAGAAA